CUGCGAUUCCGCACCUGGAAGCCGUGAGGGCAGGUGGGGAGACUCCUCCAUCUCCGCUGGGUCCCCAUCUCCUUCCAGUCUUGACCAUUAAGACGUUGCGAGCAUCUCCGCCCCACCCCCACCGGCCCUGGAGGUUGCUUUCCCUAAAAUGGGCCUGACGUCCUCCAUGGGGAGCUGUUCCUGGGCCUUUGGGAGCCCCUGGAGGGGUUCUCAGAAGCACACCCCGCCUCUUCGCCGAGGAAACAGCGUGCGAGGGCGAUCUUUUGAUCUGACCAGAAAAUUAACCCGUCUCUCUCUGCCUUGCAGUGCGUUGCUGACUUGCCAUUCCAGAUCUUCUGCGCACAGAGGGCAGGAUCUGAAUAUCCUUCAGGUAUUUCUUACUAGCUAAGCAACACAAUGGAAACCCCAGCGAAAGCAAGUAAAAAGGAUACCCACGAUGGGCAGCCGAAAGAAGAGAGACUGUCUAUCAGCGAAGCACUUCUACACUAUCACUUGCAAAUAAAGGAGAAUAUAGUAGAACGAUUGAUGGUGCAGAUAAAGAAUCUUAGAGAAAAGAACCAAAAGUCUCAUGACAGAAAUGGACGCUUAAAGGAUGAACAGAUUUGGCACAUACGGAACCUAAUAAAGGAACUGAGUGAAGAGAAGUCGGAAGGAUUAAAAGUAACAAGAGAGGAUGUCGAAACAGCAAUGAAAGAGAAGUGGAAGUUUGAAAGAGACCAGGAACAAAACUUAAAAGAUAUGCGCUUGCAAAUAAGUAAUGCUGAGAAACUAUUUCUUGAGAAACUCAGUGAGAAGGCAUAUUGGGAAGAGUACAAGAAUGUAGGGAGUGCACAACAUGCUAAACUCAUUAUCUCCUUACAAAAUGACAUCAAUAAAGUGAAAGAGAAUGCGGAGAAAAUGUCAGAACAGUAUAAAAUCACUCUAGAAGAUGCUAGAAAAAGAAUAAUCAGAGACACUUUGCUGCAACUGGACCAAAAGAAGGAAUGGGCCACAGAGAAUGCCGUGCGGUUCAUCGACAAGGGCAGCUACCGGGAGAUCUGGGAAAACGACUGGCUAAAAAAAGAGAUUGCAAUCCAUAGGAAGGAAGUUGAUGUAUUGGAAAAAGCUAUUCAAGAACUGGAAGAAGAAAAUUUGGAGCUCAUUGAUCAACUAUUCAACUGUAGACUUGUGGAUCUCAAAAUACCCAGGCAACUAUAUCUUACCCAAGCUGCUGGACACGAAAUGGCACCUGUACAAAAGCCUUUGGAGUUGUCAGGAACAAAUAUAGAAAAGUCAAAACUGGAAUCCAUAGAAGAAACAAGCAGCAGUAAGAUGUGCUCAUCAGUUGCAUUUGGAGCUUUACCCAUUAGUCAUGAGGAUAAUAUCAGCUCUGACCAGCAGCAGAGCACAGAUAGUGCGAGCUCAUCCAUAGACUUUGGGACCUCUGACAUGAAAUACUUACUCUAUGAGGAUGAGAAGGAUUUCAAGGAUUAUGUAAACUUGGGGCCCCUGGAAGUGAAACUCAUGCGUGUGGAGAGCAAGAAAAUGCAGAUUCAUUUUCAAGAGAAGCCUAUUACAGACAAAUUAUUUGAAGAGGUCAAGGGCCCACAAGUCCACGUCACAUACAGAAUGAUGAGGUCUUUUCUCUAAGACUGAACGCUGCAAAGUAAAAACAGUUUUUCCUUAUAAAUUUUAUUUGGGAACUAAAAUAUAAAA
Molecule: messenger RNA, 1695 nt
Organism: Myotis davidii
Lineage: Eukaryota; Metazoa; Chordata; Mammalia; Chiroptera; Vespertilionidae
Gene: CCDC83
Product: coiled-coil domain containing 83
Exons: 11
Coding region: 397-1629 (410 amino acids)
Source: RefSeq, a predicted model, not a curated record